Messenger RNA from Pelagomonas calceolata, 727 nucleotides. The record is from the annotation of a GenBank genome assembly. NCBI's taxonomy places the organism in Eukaryota, Pelagophyceae, Pelagomonadales, Pelagomonadaceae.
UCUGGGAGCAGCCCUCAAAAACGCAGUGGCCAGCGAUCGACACGGUCUUGCCUUGCAUUGGUUUACGUAUCGAGUCGCAGCGCUGCGCGAUUUGUAGUGGAAAAGAGGCACUCCUUCACGCCUGGGAGAGCUUGGGGAAAUUGCGAAGGGCAGCCCUUUUUGGCGUCCGUGAGCUUCGAGAUCAUGCAUCAGUUUGGUGAAUGCCAUCGUCAUGCACCAGCCGGCAUUACGCGCAGCGAUGCGCGCCCUUCCGCCGCUUUUGUGGUCGCGUUCGGCAUGGGCCGUGCCUCGCGGCGCAGAAGAAGCGGCGCGCGCGGCCUCAACGGCGCCGCUGUGGGGGUUACAUGUACUGACGUGCUGAACGCGUCCUCGGCAUUCGUCGCGUUGCGGCGAUGACUUGUAGCAGUACUUGGCGGCGCCUGCGCCCCCUCAAUCUCCGACUCCUGGUCCCACGAUCAGGGCGUGUUCGUCGCCCUGGGCGAUGUCGAUGGUCCCGACGUUGAGCCGACGUCUGGGUCCCAUCACGCCACACGGUAGCGUUGAGGCGGCCGCGAGCGCACCGAGCGCGUCGACGAAAGGCCAUCGCCGGCGCGGCGACGAUACCCCCACGCCGUUGGCGUCCCUGGGCCGGGUUCGCGGCGCUGCGACGGCGCCUCGGGGCACGUCUCGCCGGGCUGCGUGCCGUCGCGAUCGGGGGCUGUCCCCGGUAACCUAAGUUUUAACGCGG